GUAAUGGGUCCUUCAGGCUCUGGUAAAACAACCCUCCUUGAAUGUAUCAGUCGAAGGAAGAAGACAUCAUCAGGCAACAUUGCGUGCUCAUCGAGCACAUCAUUUUGUGAACAGGAAGAUGCGUUGUUAGGUGUUUUGACAGUUAAAGAAACUUUAAAGUACUCAGCAAGGUUGAGUGUACCACAUGCGACUUCGCAAGUAAUAGAAGAACGCGUUAAUGCAGUAAUUGAUGGAUUAGGUUUACAUUCCGUUCUUAAUAAUCGGAUUGGUACUCCAAUACAAAGAGGUAUAUCGGGAGGACAGAAACGACGCGUUAGCAUAGCAUGCUCGUUGGUACAAUUUCCUGAUAUUCUUUUCCUUGAUGAACCUACGUCAGGUCUUGACAUUUCUACUGCACAUCAAGUUAUGACUGCAAUAAAACGAAUGGCCGUAACACACAACAUAGCUGUUGUAGCUACAAUUCACAGUCCAAAUUGGGAGAUAUUCACACUAUUCGAUAAAUUAUUAUUGUUGGCAAAAGGUGAAACAGUAUUUAAUUCAAAAAUUGAUCAAUUGGUUCCAUAUUUUGAAGAAUUAGGUUACAACUUCCCAAAAUUUUCGAACCCAGUUGAUGUCGUUAUGGAAUUGAUAAACACGGAUUUCGAAAAGCAAGAUAGCAAGAGUAUUGAAGAAGGUACAUCUAGUUUUAACAGGUUGGAAUCGCUCGUGACAUCGUGGAAAAGUCAUGAAAAGUUUCACGUGGCUGUAACAAACACUUCAGACACACAAAUUCGCUCUAGUGAAAGUCUAUCAGAUUUCGUUCGAAGAACUUACAUUCUUUCUGAGAGAAACUUAUUCAACUAUUCUAGGAAUCUACUCGCUUAUGGUGUUAGAAUGGGAAUGUAUGUUGGAUUGGGUGUUUUGCUCGCCACAAUUUGGGUAAAUCUGAAGCAAUCUGACGAUCGCUUGAAUGAUAGACUCUCGGUGCAUUUCUUUUCAGUUGCUUUUCUCUCUUUUAUGUCGGUUGCUGGAAUACCAAGCUAUCUCGAAGAAAGGGCAGUUUUACGAAGAGAACGAGCAAAUGGGCUAUAUGGACCACUUUCAUUUACACUCGCUCAAACAGUAAUGAGCUUGCCAUUUCUCUUCAUAUGCGUCGUAAUAUUCACUGUUAUUUGCUACUUUUCAAUCGGGCUUCAUCCAGGCGCUUCGCACUUUUUCAAAUGGAUGGCUAUACUCUAUUUAUGCAUUCUUAAUGCAGAAUUCCAGUCACUUUUAGUCGCUUCAAUAUUUCCAGUAUUCGUUACAUCACUCGCAAUCGCUGCAUUCAUUAAUGGCUUUUUCAUGUGUGUGCAAGGAUACUUCAUUAGAGCCGUAAAUUUGCCUAGAUUCUGGUACUAUUGGGCACAUUGGAUAGAUUAUCAGACGUUUGGUUUUGCAAUUCUAACCAAGUCUGAUUUAUUAGGUCUGAAAUUUGAAUGCAAUGGAAGUAUCGAAGAUGACAGUUGUCAAUGCUCCUAUCCAAGUACGUUGAUAAGUCAAGGAGAAUGUGCCGUGUCAGGUGAAGAUGUUCUCAGACAACUUGACUACGAUGGUAUAUCAAUUACGCUCUACUCCUUCAUUUUAGUUAUUAUCAUAGUAGUUUAUAGAGUUUUAUUCUAUAUUGUAGUAAAAUAUAACAAAGCUUAA
Molecule: messenger RNA, 1665 nt
Organism: Wallemia mellicola CBS 633.66
Lineage: Eukaryota; Fungi; Basidiomycota; Wallemiomycetes; Wallemiales; Wallemiaceae
Product: P-loop containing nucleoside triphosphate hydrolase protein
Exons: 2
Coding region: 4-1665 (553 amino acids)
Cellular component (GO): membrane
Molecular function (GO): ATP binding; ABC-type transporter activity; ATP hydrolysis activity
Source: RefSeq, a predicted model, not a curated record